This is a messenger RNA of Juglans regia (Persian walnut), 1091 nucleotides long. RefSeq lists its product as uncharacterized. Gene Ontology annotation, cellular component: nucleolus; preribosome, small subunit precursor; 90S preribosome. The coding region runs from base 457 to 927 and encodes 156 amino acids. The transcript is spliced from 6 exons. The record is from RefSeq and is a predicted model, not a curated record. Lineage: Eukaryota; Viridiplantae; Streptophyta; Magnoliopsida; Fagales; Juglandaceae. Gene Ontology annotation, biological process: maturation of SSU-rRNA from tricistronic rRNA transcript (SSU-rRNA, 5.8S rRNA, LSU-rRNA).
ACAAAAGGAGGCGCACAAGGUCUUCUUCUUCCCUUCUUCUUCCCACAGGCCGAAGUCUCUCGCUCUCUCUUCCUCUCGCCCCCCUCUCCCUCUUCCGUCUCUCCCUCUCGCAAGCUUGUCGCGCUCUCUCUUCCUGAGACGCCUCUAUUCCUCUUCGACCGUCCAGAAUGCACCAGUGCCGGUAAUUCCCUCUUCCUGUCCGUCCGUCUCUCUCUCUCUCUCUUCUCCGCGAUCUUUUUCCCGUUGGACUCCUCAGGCUGACGCCCUCCGUCUCUGGUUUCAGUCGCCGAAGCCGCGCCAAGCCCCACGCCGUCUGUCCCGGGUUCGUGCCGCGACGAUCCCCGACGUUCCGAACACCACACGCUGUAGGCCCUCUCCGUCCUUAUCCCUCUCUCUCACCGUUUACUAGCUCUCUCCCAGUUUAAUUCGCCUGAAAGAAGCUCGAAAUCUUCAGUCAUGGGGAAGUCACGCUCGCUACCGCAAUCAAUGUCUAAAGCGGACCUCAAAUUCGAGAAGAAGCGCCAGUUCUAUGGCAAGGUUAGAGAGACUGUUGCUUCCUUGAGUGCUCAGAAGGCCAUUGGUAAGAAAAAGAAACUUCGAAGCCGGCAGAAGAAAUUAAAAGCAUAUGAUCUCUCUUCUCUCUCUGAGUUCCUUCCUGAGUUGAAGUCCCAGAGGCAACCAACUGAGUUAAAGCUGAAUUGUAAAUCCAGGCAAAAGUUAAUCUUGAAGGAAGGAAAACACUUAAGCAUGGUUCUUAGCCAUCCUGCAUUCCUGUCAGAUCCCCUUGCCGCCAUUCAUCAACACCUACAAAGCACACAACCGAUUGUAGAUGAGAAGCCAGAGAAAAGGAGUAACAAAAAUGGAGGAAAGAAGAGAAAGGGAAAGAAAAUUAAGUCUUUAGAUGGACCCCAAUCGAUGGUCGUGUGAACUAAAAGAUAAGCUUCUGCUGUUCUGCUUCUGUGUUGUUCAUAUUGAAUUCUUCUGCCUUCAACAUUCGAAUGUGCACAUUCUGAAUGUGAGAUGUGCUCACCUUGUUAACAUAUCUACUGGGCUUGUUUCGUAUCUAUUUUCUAUUGAUAUCUUUUGUCUAA